AUGACUUCUUUAUAGGAGGUGAAUGAUAAUCUCAGAUAGUAAAUAAUCGAGUUGACGCAGAAAUUGGAAUUAAAAGAGAAGGAAAUUGAUCAACUGAAAUCUCCUCAGAAACCAUCAAAUCAGUUUGAAACAUAAACCUUAGAAUUAUAAAUAAUACAAUAUAAGCAUCUUCAAACAAAAUUAGAGAAUGAAAAUGAGCAAUUAAGAAAUAAACUAUCUCAAAUGAUUAAUUCCUAAGUAGAAACAUAAAAGACGCUGUUGAAAUAAAAAUAGCAGAUGCAAAAUGUUAAUAAAAAUUUAUUUUCCCUUUCUUCAUAAAUUCAAGAGGAGGACAGUCCGUUAAAAUAGGUUAUAAAUAAAUUAAUAGAAAAUGAAUAAGAUCCAUUAAUUACAUAAAGUCUUGACAUAGAAGCAUAACUAAAAAUGAAUGAAUUAAAACGUAUCAACAAUUAACUUACUAGUCGAGUUCAACAACUCGAAGAAAAGUCACAAUACAUGAUUGCUAGAUAAUUUUAAGAUGCUGCUACAAUUCUAAAGCUUAAAAAAGAAAAAUAAGGGUUGAUAGAUCAAUUAGAACAGUAAGGAUAAGAAUUAUAGCAAGAAUUACAGAAAUCAAGACUUACUGCUUUUCCUGAUAUUACCCUAUCUUUCUCAGAUUUGUAUUUAGAAAUUCCUAAUAUUGAUUAAAUCAAAGAAAAAUUUGAGUAAUUAAUCUAAUUAUUUUUACAAUAACUCUUAUAAUAAAAUACAAAUUACGAGUUAGGUGAGUCAUUAGUCAAAAGUCAUAGAAGCAACUCUUCUCGACGUUUAGAUUAGGUUUAAAAUCAGUUUAAUGAUAUUUUAAAGCAUAUUAAUAGAGGUUCAUAAAGAAUUAGAGAGUUUACUUUAGAAAAUCAGAUAUUUGAGUCUUUCAUAUAUGAAAAACCACAAAAUUAAGAUAAAUCAACUUAAACUGAAAAAAUUGAAAAUGAUGCAAGUGCCGAGCAUUUUUUGAGUGAACAGACAAGAAAAUUAGAGAAUGAUGUAAAAAGCCCAAGAGUUUAAGGUGAAUGCAAAGGAGUUGAUGCAGAAUAAUAGACAGAAGACAUAGAUUUAAAUCAAUUUUUGUUAAAUUCGAUGACUCCUUUAAUGUUUUCUGCAAUUCCUUAACUUCAUACUGAAAAUGAUAUUGUAGACGAAUAAUAAUAAUAAGUACAAGACAAAAGUCCUUUAUUUUUGAGGAGUGGGAUUAAAAAUGAUACACGAUUUGAUGAAGGAUAACUAAUAGGUAUUGUUGAAUAAUUAACGCUUUAAUUAAAAUACACAAAGAAGCAAUGGUAUAACUCAGUCGACAAAUGUUUAAGAGCAUAAGAAGAAUUAGAACGAUUAUCAGAAAUUGAAGCCUAAUACAAUCAUUUGAGUUAAUAGUAUUUAACUUCCAAAAAAGACUUAGAUAAAUAAAAAUUCAAGUACCAGUAGUUAUUAGACAAAUAUUUUGAGAUUGAACUAAAGUGA
Paramecium octaurelia is the source of this 1494-nucleotide messenger RNA. The record is from the annotation of a GenBank genome assembly. Lineage: Eukaryota; Ciliophora; Oligohymenophorea; Peniculida; Parameciidae.